AUGUUAGUUGUUGUUGGAUUAGACGUGUGCUCGACCGCGCUAGAUUUCGAGGUGCUGGUAGUGGUAGACUUAGUCGAGCUGGAUGGAGUGAACUUGGAGAAAGAUGAGGCGGACGACGCGGCAACCAAUACUUGCGUUUUAGCUGUUGUUGCCUGGGUGGUGCUUUUUGCAGCGCUGGGACUCGAGCUAGUAGGUACCAGGGAACUCGAGACUGUGGUGACGGUAUUCGCACUGGAUGAGACCAAGGUCAUGGAAGCCGAGGUGGAGAUAGCGGGAGCCAAAGAAGAAACGGUGAGAGAUGAGGCGAAUGCUACGGCCGCGCUAGUGCUGGUUGGGGAGGAUUUCGCUACUAAUAAGGGGUGCAGAGUAAGCAAGAACGAUCUUAAGGACGAUGCUGUAGAAGAGGAAAGGCUGCUUCCAGAUGGGCUGGAAAAUCCAAUCGAAGAAGCUCCGGAAGUGCUUGACGCAGUGCUGGAAGAAAAAACACUGGAAGUAAAGCUAGAACUCGACUGUGCCAGAGCGGGGCUAGCUAUAGCAGCAAAGAAAACAAUGAUGGCAAAGAUACUCAUGACUGCGAAGGCAAAUGUAAGUGACGCCUUAGGGUUGCGGGCGUUCUGA
Molecule: messenger RNA, 618 nt
Organism: Letharia lupina
Lineage: Eukaryota; Fungi; Ascomycota; Lecanoromycetes; Lecanorales; Parmeliaceae
Exons: 2
Coding region: 1-618 (205 amino acids)
Source: RefSeq, a predicted model, not a curated record